CUCACUAUGUAAGGAGCAUGCAUGGGGCAUGGAGAAACUCUCUUCCUAUCUGCUUUCUGCUCACCUUGCCAAAGGCCCAUGCACUGUAAAUGCAGCUUCGUUGGGUGAACAACUUCUUCUCUCAUAAUUCCAGAACUUGCGGACAUCCAAUGAAGUUGCAUUACAGGGCACAAGCUAUUUCUUCACACAGCGCAUAAUUAAACUCUGGACGCCACUGCCACACGAGGCAGGGGUGGCCACCAACUUGGAUGGCCUUGAAAGAGCAUUAGACAAUUCAUGGAGGAAAAGGUUAUCAAGGGCCUGGCUGGGACCCUGCUCCCCAAAAAAGUAACGGGUCUACGACCCCCUGCAUCCUGGACGACUACACCCCUGGAUUCAAGGCACUGGUCCUCAUGGCUCCUGAGGAUUUUCUAAGUAGUAUUCUGCUAUGUGACUCAGUACCUGGUCCGCCAGGGCUCCUCUAACGUUGUUAUGCUGGGCCUGUUUGGGCUUGACGGCGAGACUCAGAGUUACAGCAAACGAGUCCCGCUUCCUAGAGGGGCACGUAAGUAGGAGGGAAAGUCACUUCCUGUCCAGUCCCAUCCGCUUUCCCUCCUCUGGCGAAGGAGUCUUUGGCUUUGAUUGUCACACUCACACGCACUCUCUCCACACAAUUUCUGACAGAAACUGUUAGAAGACAAAGGGAAUUUCUCUGUGAGAACAUAAGAAGAGUCCCGUUGGAUUGGGCCAAAGACCCAUCAUAGUCCAGUAACCUUGGAAGUAACCUUGGAGUACAGAGCAAAGAUGGAGGAAGAAGAUUUGGCUGUUCCUGAAGCAGACAAAAGAGACCUUGAGGUCACUGAGGUUGAGAGGAGUGGGGGAUUCUGGGAAAGAACAGUGCGCAAGAUCCUGGCCAAGGACAAGCUAUGCCCAGAUGCACAGCACCAGCGUUUCAGGUACUUCCGCUACCAGGAGGCUGAGGGCCCCCGAAAAGUUUGCAGCUGGCUCCACUGUCUCUGCCUUCAGUGGCUGAAGCCAGAGCGACACACGAAGACUCAGAUCCUGGACCUGGUGAUCCUGGAGCUGUUCCUGGCUGUCCUUCCCCCAGAGAUAGAGAACUGGGUGAGUGAAUGUGGAGUGGAGACUAGUUCCCAGGCGGUGGCCCUGGCUGAAGGUUUCCUCCUGAGCCAGGCAGAGGACAGGAAGCCGAAGGAGCCGCAGGUGCAGGAGCUAUCAAAAGUGGCUGGCGAUUUUCCCAAGGCAGAGAACUUUCCAUCAGAAACCAGAUGGGUGCCACCGUUCAAGCAAAUCGCACAAAAGGGCGACAGAAGCGCCCUCUCCAUGGAUGGUGAAAUGCCCACGGUGUUUCAUUCCAGGCUUCCUCCUCUUCCGGAUGGAGCAGAAACAGAGGCUGGGCAGUCGCUGCAUCAGGGUCUGUUGACCUUUGAGGAGGUGGCUGUGCAUUUCGUAGAGGAGGAGUGGAGCUUGCUGGAUCCGGACCAAAGGGCCUUGCACAGGGAAGUCAUGGAGGAGAAUUAUGGGAAUCUGGCGUCUCUGGGAGAGAAGAGAGAGAGCAAUGAAGAGGAUGAACAGCAGAAAAUAAAAACUGAAGCAAAACAGAACUGGAGGAAGAAAUCUGUUGCGUCGAAAGAUGCUGCCUUCGUUGAAGUUCCAGUGCUGGAAGAAAGUCAUACAGGAAAAAAACAGGAGAAAAUCCCUCAGUGUGCAAAACAAUUAACUAGGAUAUCAAGCCUUAGCUCCCUUAGAAGAGUGCAUGAAGGGGAGAAAAGGUUUAAAUGUUCAGAGUGUGGAAAGAGCUUCAACUAUAGGACACAACUUAUUGUACAUCAAAGAAUGCACACAGGAGAGAAACCAUAUAAAUGCUCAGAGUGUGGCAAGAGCUUCACUCAUAGCAGCAGCCUUUCUAAUCAUCAAAGAAUCCAUACAGGAGAGAAACCAUAUGAGUGUUUAGAGUGUGGAAAGAGCUUCACUCAUAGCAGCAGUCUUUCUUGUCAUCAAAGAGUCCACACAGAAGAGAAACCAUAUAACUGUUUUGAUUGUGGAAAGAGCUUUAGUAAGAGCAGUGACCUUCUUUCUCAUCAAAGAAUCCAUACAGGAGAGAAACCAUAUAAAUGCUCAGAAUGUGGCAAGAGCUUCACCCAUAGCAGUAGCCUUUCUCAUCAUCAGAGAAUCCAUACAGGAGAGAAACCGUAUAAAUGUUCUGAGUGUGGAAAGAGCUUCUGUCAGAGCUAUGGCCUUCUUUAUCAUCAAAGAAUCCACACAGGAGAAAAACCAUAUAAAUGCUCAGUGUGUGGAAAGAACUUCACUCAUAGCAGUAGCCUUUCUAAUCAUCGAAGAAUCCAUACAGGAGAGAAACCAUAUAUAUGCUUACAGUGUGGAAAGAGCUUCACUAAUAGUAGUAGCCUUUCUUAUCAUCAAAGAAUCCACACAGGAGAGAAACCAUAUAAGUGUUCCAGUUGUGGAAAGUGCUUUGGCCAGAGCAAUGACCUUCUUCGUCAUCAAAGAAUCCAUACAGGAGAGAAACCGUAUAAAUGCUCAGAGUGUGGAAAGAGCUUCGCUCAUAGCAACAGCCUUCCUUAUCACCAAAAAACCCACACAGGUGAGAAACCAUUUAAAUGUUCUGAGUGUGGGAAAAGCUUCAGUCACAGCAGUGACCUUAUUUACCAUCAAAAAACUCACACAGAUGAAAAACCAGUUAAAUGCUCAGAGUGUGGAAAGAGCUUCAGUUGUAGCCAAACCCUUUCUUUACACAAUAUAUUACAUACAGGAGAGAAAACAUUUACAUGCUUAGAGUGUGGAAAGAGCUUCAAGCAGAAGAUACACUUUACUAGCCAUCAAAGAGCACAUACAGGGGAGAAACCAUAUAAAUGUUCUGAGUGUGGAAAGAGUUUCAGUCGAAGCAGUAGCCUUACUAACCAUCAAAGAAUUCACAUGGCAGAGAAGCCAGAUAGUUGUUCAGAAUGUGGAAAGAGCACCAAAAAACCUGUACAGGAGAGAAAUCAUAUAAAUGCUCAGUGUGGAAAGAACUUCAGUCACAUCAGUGACUUUACUCCCUAUCACUGAGUCCAUGCAGGAAAGGAAUAAUUUCAAUACUAAAAGCGUGCAAAGAGCUUCAAUCAGAACAGCGUUGCUGCUUAUCAUCAAGGAAUCCACACAAUGGAUUAAGCUAUUUAAAUGCUUAAAACCAUGGCUUAGCAUUAGGUGUGAACCUAAGCCCAGCACCUUAAUUAUGGUUUAUUAAUUAAGCUAGCCAACAAAGGUUUGUAGUUGCUUUAUAAACCUAAGUUAACAUUGACCAUAGUUUAGUGUUAUGUGUGAGUCCAAAACAAUUCCCACAGUCUCCUGGGAAGAGGGAUUGAACACUCUGGAACUAUAGCUCUGUGAGGGAAAUAGGGGGUCUCUGAACAGCUCUCAUAGUUGCAUAGUGGCAGAUGGGGCCCUAGAAACUGAGGGCGCUUCCAGACUGUCUUCAGGUGAGAUUCAAUCACAUUUUAUUUGUGAGUGGACAUGAACUUUCCUGUUUGUUUAUUUAUUUAUUUAUUUUGUACAAGACAAGCUACAAAUCAUAAAUAACAAACUUAUGGGGAUUUUACGACAAAGACAAGUAAAAAGAAAUAAAAUGUAAAGUAAAAGUCAGCAUUUAGUCUGAUUCUUCGGUCUCUCUUCACAAGUUCCACAGUGUGCAGCACAGAGUAUCCCAAGAUGUUGGCUGCUGACAUGUCUUGUCAAAUGUUUUAGCUAUCAAGAGUUCCAUAAACUUGCAUCCAAUGCUGGAUAUAUAAUUGGAAAGUGAAACCAAGCAGGGAAAAAGGUGUUUUCUGUUCAGUUUGAAGCUGUUACAUUAGCUUAUUUGCAUUGUUUUACAUAAAGUUUGUAUGGGAUUUGUUUUCUCUAUUUAUUCAUGUUAUGAUAAUUUUAAUUGCCCUUAACUUUUGGAAUGUUGUAUGAUGCUUUGGGCACAAGAUGUGAAAGUAAAUUGCCUGGAGGUCACUUGGUGAUGAAAAGGGGUAUGUAAAUUAAUUAAAUAAAAGCAAAUUCCAUUUUCGCAA
This is a messenger RNA of Rhineura floridana, 4049 nucleotides long. Its product is annotated as zinc finger protein 345-like. Gene Ontology annotation, molecular function: DNA-binding transcription repressor activity, RNA polymerase II-specific. Gene Ontology annotation, biological process: negative regulation of transcription by RNA polymerase II. NCBI's taxonomy places the organism in Eukaryota, Metazoa, Chordata, Lepidosauria, Squamata, Rhineuridae. The transcript is spliced from 6 exons. The record is from RefSeq and is a predicted model, not a curated record. Bases 784 to 3063 code for a protein of 759 amino acids.